This is a messenger RNA of Gryllus bimaculatus (two-spotted cricket), 957 nucleotides long. Lineage: Eukaryota; Metazoa; Arthropoda; Insecta; Orthoptera; Gryllidae. The record is from the annotation of a GenBank genome assembly.
AUGCAGAGAUCGCUUAGCAGCUCCCCCUGGCGGGCCGUUGCGGCGGCGCUGGUGCUGCUGGCGGCGCUGGGGGCGGCGACGGCGGCGGAGGCGGAGGCGGGCAACGCGGUGGACGGCGAGGACGGGGGCGGCGGCCGCGAGCCCAAGGCCGCGUCGCUAGGGGCGCUGGGCCGCAGCGUGCUCACGCAACUGGCGCGGCAGCUCGUGCUGAGCCUUAAUUUGACGAACCUGUUGAUCCUGUUGGUUUUGAAGGCGCUUCUAUUUGGAGCAGGCAUGUUUUCUUUUGGUCUCCUGAACCACAAGGGCGGCGUGCACGCGACGGGGCGGUCGGCGGACGGCGGGGACGGCGGCGCGGCGCCGUCCUACCUGCCCACGCUGACCGAGAGCGAGCUGCUACUGGCGCUGAGCUUCCUGGCCGGGGACGCCGCCGCCUCCAAGGCCGGGGCGGGCGCGGGCGCCGGGGCGGCGUACACCUGCCUGCACCGCGUCGCCUGCGAGAAGCCCGCCGACGCCAGGCAGUACGCCGGCGCAGCCAACAUCCUGCUCAAGGGCGCGCGCAUGCUGCACUCCUUUAUGGUUCAAGAUAAGACUCAAGUGUUUCUUCAUAACGGUGGUGCCGUACAACCCCAAGUACGAGAAGAUCGUCGGCGAUCUGCAGAAGGCCGUGGACUUCGGAGCGAAUGGUGGCGCAUGCGCAGAACGAUUCCCGUGCGCCAAGAGCUCAUGACGCUCUCCCCACCACUUCUGGCUUCGGCUUCUCUCGGCUCUCUUCGGCAAAUUCCGCUGACGCUGUUCGAGCCACGGGUUAGAAAAGAAAUGAUGCCAGACUGGCCAUUUCUUCUGCUAAAAUUAUUGAUGCUUGCUGAUUAUGCUGAUGAUUUUUAGGUUGUGAAGAGGACAGAGUGAAAAGAAAUGGGCGCAAAGAUCAAAAACAAUCUUGCAAUAGUGCAAUAAAUC